UUCUAAUUACAAACCAUACGACUAAAGUCACUGAACUGCAUAAAACCAAAACCAAAAUAUCAUAAAACCCCUAGAAAUUCACCUCCCAAAAUCAAAAAUGUCAGAUUACAUACCUUUCGAAAUCCAAGUGCAAAUCAUCAAAAGACUACCCGUGAAGUCAUUACUUCAAUUCAGAUCUGUCUCAAAACAAUGGAAGUCUUUGAUCGACAGCUCCGAGUUUAUUGCUGGUUACAGAUUCCGCCAGACUCAUCCACAACGUCUGCUUCUAUGGUACAAAGAUCCAGUAGACUUGAAGCAAAAUUACGUUUCGUUUCUCGAUGAUGACGCUUUCGCCCAACAAGAGCUUGCUCCGACUGUUCCUCCUAUGCUCCCUGAACAUUUAUUUAGAUCGGAAGCGCCCCGGAGCUCUCAGGGAUUGGUGUGUUUGUCUGGUUUUUAUGAAUAUCCAGUCGCUCCUCUUUGUAAAAUUAGAACAAAGAUGAUUGUUCUUUUGAAUCCUUCGAUUAGAAAAUCAGUCUUAAUACCUUUCCCAGGUUUUCUAAAUUUCGAAAUUGUUGAUGGUUUUGGGGUUUGUCCUAUCACUAAUGACCCUACGAUUGUGAAGAUUAAAAAUGUUUGUACGGAUCUUGGAACAAAAGUUAGCUCUCCCAUAGUCGAGGUUUUUAAAUUGAGCACAGGUUGUUGGAGAAGUUUUUGUAGCAAUCUGCCUAAGAAAUCAAUUCACUUUAUGUCGCCUAAUGUAGCUAUCGAUAGUUAUAUUUAUUGGGUUGCUUUUGAUAAUGAUUUUUUAGAUAAUGAUUCUCAGAUACUAAAACCGCUGAUUAUUUCAUUUCAUAUGACUACCGAAGAAUUUAGAGUGAUAGACCUACCAAAUACUUUAGCAUAUGAAAUCGAUGAAGAAUUUAGAGUGAUAGACCUAACAGAUAGUUUACCAUAUGCUUCGCUUUCCCUCUCUAAGCUACGUGACUCUCUUGCUGUGCUUAAAUACGUUACACGCAAUGAUCCUGGAACACAAAGUGAAUUUGAAGUUUGUGAUGUAUGGAUUAUGGAUAAUGAUGUUCUGCAUUCUUUUACAAAGCUAUAUACCAUUAACCCACGAUAUGAUAUAAUAAGGAUUUUGGGAUUUACAAAUAGUGGUGAACCUAUGAUGGAAGUACUCAAAACACAAAGUAUUUUGGGAUCUUGGGGAUGUCACACAGAACCAGCUUCAGUUGUCGUGUAUGAACCUAACUCAAAACGGAUCAGAGAUAUUGGGAUUCGUGCAGAAUAUGCUUCAUCACUUGUUAGCUCGUAUAUGGAAACACUACUGCUGCUUGAUCAAUCAAAUUGUAAUGUUUCACUAUGGCCAGAUCAGAUUGCCAGAGGUGUCGCGUAUACGGGAUUAGUUGUGUUGUGAAGCAGGAAAGAAGGGAAGACAAUGUGAUAUUAUGAUAUCUUGUAUUCUCAUGACAUGAUGGAGGGAUGUGCUUGUAACUUGUAAGGUAGGAUAAACCACUUAUAUUUCUUGUAUGUGUUCAUCAAUGCCCUAAUGUGGAAAUGUGUAAUCUUACAGUUUCUCAAAUACAUGUAACAGAUGUAUGUUGCAUUGAUGGAGGCCUCAAUUAGCUCUUUCAUCAUUUAGAUAUUUGUUCACAUUACACAUCGACAAUUGUGUAGGAUUCAUAGCUUUGCUAAAUGUUUGAAUAUGUCUAAGUAAUGAUUUUUCACAUGAA
Messenger RNA from Lactuca sativa (garden lettuce), 1712 nucleotides. Its product is annotated as putative F-box protein At3g16210. Gene Ontology annotation, molecular function: protein binding. NCBI's taxonomy places the organism in Eukaryota, Viridiplantae, Streptophyta, Magnoliopsida, Asterales, Asteraceae. The record is from RefSeq and is a predicted model, not a curated record.